This is a messenger RNA of Bufo gargarizans (Asiatic toad), 2064 nucleotides long. RefSeq names its product tyrosine hydroxylase (gene TH). Gene Ontology annotation, cellular component: cytoplasm; perikaryon; axon. The transcript has 13 exons. Gene Ontology annotation, molecular function: tyrosine 3-monooxygenase activity; iron ion binding. Gene Ontology annotation, biological process: dopamine biosynthetic process from tyrosine. Lineage: Eukaryota; Metazoa; Chordata; Amphibia; Anura; Bufonidae. The record is from RefSeq and is a predicted model, not a curated record. The coding region runs from base 87 to 1712 and encodes 541 amino acids.
AGUCUGUUGUCUGCUUCCUUCCUCAGGCUUCUCUUGCACUGGUUUUAGCCCUUUUAUCAGGGGGUAGAUGGAGACUCCUGUCGAAGAUGAGCUCCAUGCAGAGUGACGGGAACUAUUUAGCCAGUUCUUGUCACAUGAAUAUCAGCAGUGGCAGAACUGCCAGGUACCAGCUGACAUUCUCCAGGUGCCAAGUACGGAUCUCUUUUGCCACCAGCCAUCCUACGGAAUGUAGAGUUAACGGAGGGCUUCUGGUGUGGAAUCCAGCUGGAGAAGGGGGGAUGGGCACAACCGUCACUUUUCAUUUGUUUACCCAGCAGGAGAAUGGGUCUCCUCGGUUCUUGGGCAGAAGACAGAGCUUAAUAGAUGAUGCCCGGAAGGAACGGGAGGCAGCGGCGGCAGCUGCAGAGGCUGGAGAAUGCACUGACCCCCUGGUAUUUGAGGAGAAGGAUGGAAAAGCCAUUGUUAACCUGCUCUUCUCCCUUAAAGGAAAUAAGCCAUCUUCCUUGUCCCGCACUCUGAAAGUGUUUGAGACAUUUGAAGCCAAAAUCCAGCAUCUGGAGACACGACCUGGAAAGAAAGAAACAGGAGAAAGCUCAGAUUUGGAGUAUUUCAUACGCUGUGAAGUUCAUCGUUCAGACCUUAGCACACUUAUGAGCUCCAUUAGAAGAGUAUCAGAAGAUGUAAGAACCACAAAAGAAGUCAAAGUUCACUGGUUUCCCACAAAAAUUUCCGACCUGGACAAGUGUCACCACUUGGUUACCAAGUUCGAUCCAGAUCUAGACUUGGAUCAUCCGGGAUUCUCUGACCAGGAGUAUCGCAAAAGGCGGAAAAUAAUUGCUGACAUAGCCUUCUCAUACAGACAUGGUGAUCCAAUACCUCGGGUGGCGUACCUGCCGGAGGAGAUUGCAACCUGGAAGGAGGUCUACUCUACCCUGAAGAGUCUGUACCCAAGUCAUGCGUGUAAGGAGUACCUAGAAGCUUUUCAUCUGCUGGAGACCCAUUGUGGAUACAGUGAGGACAACAUCCCGCAGCUACAGGACGUUUCCUGUUUUCUAAAAGAAAGGACUGGGUUCCAGUUACGCCCUGUGGCCGGCCUUUUAUCUGCUCGUGACUUCCUCUCUAGCUUGGCUUUUCGCGUUUUCCAGUGCACCCAGUAUAUUCGACAUGCAUCAUCACCCAUGCACUCUCCAGAACCUGACUGCUGCCAUGAGCUGCUCGGACAUGUUCCUAUGUUGGCGGAUAGAAUAUUUGCUCAAUUUUCACAGGACAUUGGCUUGGCAUCACUAGGAGUGACAGAUAAAGAAAUAGAGAAACUGGCAACGCUCUAUUGGUUUACUGUUGAAUUUGGUCUGUGCAAGCAGGAUGGAGAAGUGAAAGCCUAUGGUGCUGGCUUACUAUCAUCAUACGGUGAACUUCUGCAUUCUUUGUCUGAUGAACCAGAGGUUCGACUCUUUGACCCAAAUGAAGCUGCCAUUCAGCCGUAUCAGGACCAGAAUUACCAAUCCGUCUAUUUUGUAUCAGAAAGUUUCACAGAUGCUAAGGAAAAACUAAGGAAUUAUGCAUCUCAUAUAAAGAGGCCAUUUGCUGUUCGAUAUGACCCCUACACGAUGAGCAUCGAGGUUCUGGACUCACCUGGCCAGAUUCAAAGCUCACUGGAAGAGCUCAAAGAUGAACUACAGACCUUGACUACUGCACUCAACAUCCUCUCCUAAAGCAGAACCACCCAAAACUCUUACCCAACACUGCACUGGGUGCACUGUAGGUUCUCUGGUCUCCACCAUGUCAAUAUCAUUGAGCUCAUCUUUCAUACUGAAUCAUCCUGUCCACCAUUAUGUACAAACCAGAAUCAAUCUGCAUUUUUAAUACAUUGAUACAUAAUAUAAAUGUUAUUACUGGAUAUGUGACGGCUUAUACCUGUGCUUCAUGCUCUUGCUUUAAGAUGGUUUGGAAAUGCUCUCGUGCAUGACGUCCUACUCACGCUGGCGCCUCAGUUUCAGCUAUUAUAUAUCUAUGGUGUUUCUCAACUGUUUUGAAAAAAUACAAUAAAGAGAAAUAUACAACUAA